Messenger RNA from Fusarium tjaetaba, 558 nucleotides. RefSeq names its product 60S ribosomal protein L17. NCBI's taxonomy places the organism in Eukaryota, Fungi, Ascomycota, Sordariomycetes, Hypocreales, Nectriaceae. The record is from RefSeq and is a predicted model, not a curated record. The coding region runs from base 1 to 558 and encodes 185 amino acids. Gene Ontology annotation, molecular function: structural constituent of ribosome. The transcript is spliced from 4 exons. Gene Ontology annotation, cellular component: ribosome; cytosolic large ribosomal subunit. Gene Ontology annotation, biological process: cytoplasmic translation.
AUGGUUCGAUACGCUGCCACCGAGAUCCAGUCCUCGAAGUCGGCCCGCGCCCGCGGUGCCUACCUCCGAGUGUCUUUCAAGAACACUCGCGAGACCGCCCAGGCCAUCAACGGCUGGAAGCUUCAGCGCGCUGUUACCUUCCUCGAGAACGUCAAGGAGCACAAGGAGGCCGUCCCCAUGCGACGAUAUGCCGGCAGCACUGGCCGCACCGCCCAAGGCAAGCAGUUCGGUGUCUCCAAGGCUCGAUGGCCCGUCAAGUCCGCCGAGUUCCUCCUCGGCCUCCUCAAGAACGCUGAGGCCAACGCUGAUGCCAAGGGUCUCGACACCGGUGCCCUGAUUGUCAAGCACAUCCAGGUCAACCAGGCCCCCAAGCAGCGACGAAGGACAUACCGUGCCCACGGUCGUAUCAACCCCUACAUGUCCAACCCCUGCCACAUCGAGCUCAUCCUGACCGAGGGUGAGGAGGUUGUCCAGAAGUCCGAUGCUGUUGUCGAGCGCGAGCACCUCAACUCGCGCCAGCGCGGUGCCCGUCUCCGCAAGGCUAUCACCGCCGCUUAA